AUGGGAGAUGACGAAGAAAUAAUAAAGGUACCCUUCGAUAGAAAAUUGUUACUUGACAAGGAGAAGUGGGAAUUAUUUAUAUUAACAAUUGAAGCCAUAAACGAAAAUUUAAGAUAUGGAAAGUGGACUCUCGAGAAACAAUAUAACUUGACUUAUUACGACACGGACUUAACUCCUGCUUCGAUCAUAUCGGAAGGAUAUAUUGAUUGUAAUGGUCAUAAUGAAGGAUUGGAAUUUAUCGAAUCAGUUCGUGAUGAUAUACAAGCACUCCAGCUUGAAGAUGCACUUUUAUUCAAAUUCUACACUAUGGUGAUAUUCCCUCUUAUUUUUCCCAUGGCCAUUGACCUAGGCGAAGACUAUCUUGUCGAGGUUAUCAUCGACAAAUGUGUAACCUAUUACAAUGAUAAUUAUACGCCCGAGGUUCUAAGCAUCAUCACGACCUCAUUCACGAAAUUUCAUUAUGCCUAUCCCCAUUAUGCCAAAAAAUUUGUUUCAACAUUAACCAUAUUUCCCAACAAGAGUCAUGAGUUAAAGAUAAGGAAUUCAUAUUUAGAUGCUUAUAUUAAUCCAAUUAUAAUUUCUGUUUACUCAUUAAUUAACAUAUCACAACCAACGUGGAUAAUGCCAAUCUCAUUUUUACUAUUGGACGCAAGGAUGAUAUUUUUUUUGAGACCGCUUGAAUUGUUUGGAAAUUAUAUUGCGAUGAUUCUUAACGUCGCCAAGCGAAUCUUUUCAUUUUUAUUGAUUGUAGCUUUCAUAAUCUUAGCAUAUGCGCAUGCAUUUUACAUACUAUUACGACCAAAUAGCGAAUUUGAUCCCUCUCAACAUUCUUUUGAUGAUGAUCCAAAUAAUCCUUGGAAUUUGGCCUCCACAUUUAGUAACGUUACUUCCGAUAAAGCUUUGGCUGUGUACCAAUUGAUGACUGGUGACACCAAAUCUAUAGAAUCGUGGGAAUUAAAUCAAAACCCAACGCUUGUUAUGUUAUGGAUCUCAUUUUCUUUACUUAUUGUCGUAUUUCUAUUAAAUUUAUUCAUUGGAUUAUUGAGUGAAGCUAUGCAAGAAUAUUCCGAAAUUGAAUUAUUUUGGUUACUUCCAUGUCAAAGAAAUUGGAAGGAAUGGUUUCCUGAAAACAUCCCAUAUGCUUUAAAAAUCUUACCACAUUUUAAACCUACUAACAUCAUUAUCGUUCAUUUUCUUAGAUGGUAUAAUGUUUAUGUGGAUGAACUUCGAAACAAAAUACUUGAGAUUCGUAGUCGUGACUUAUUCAUCCAAAACUUUUAG
Molecule: messenger RNA, 1281 nt
Organism: Funneliformis caledonium
Lineage: Eukaryota; Fungi; Glomeromycota; Glomeromycetes; Glomerales; Glomeraceae
Source: the annotation of a GenBank genome assembly